UUGUUUUUUAAAUAAGCAAAAGCUAGCAAAGCAAUCAAGUGAUGUUCGUCAUAUGGAAAAAGCUUCAGAAAACACAAUUUGGCUUUUCUUUCAGCGCUUUAAGUUCUUUUCCAACUUUUUCUAAAGAUUUAGUCAAGAAAAGAGCGCCAUUCGGUCAGCUCAUAGCAAAACAAGUGAAUUGGCGGCUAUUUUUAAGUGAUAAAGCGGAUAGAGAUUUUCAUAAAAUUAUGAUACCAACAACAAAGCUAAAUAAUGACGUCGAAAUGCCAGUGAUUGGUUUUGGCACUUGGCGUAUGCCGACCAAUGAGGUGACACGUUUGGUCAAGGACGCCAUAGAUGUCGGCUACCGGCACAUUGAUUGUGCCGAUGUUUAUGGUAAUCAAAAAGACGUGGGUCUAGCAAUUGAGGAGAAGAUCAAAGCGGGUGCGGUGGAGCGAAAGGAUCUUUUCAUCACAGGCAAGCUCUGGAACACCAAGCACGAUCCACAAUUAGUGUGUGCUACUUGUCAAAAUGCGUUGAAUGAAUUAAAGAUUACCUACUUCGAUAAUUAUCUUAUACAUUGGCCCACCGGUUUUGUAGAUAGCGAAGAAAAAUAUCCAUUAGAUGCGAAUGGUCAGACAUUAUUUUCGAACAUCGAUUACGUUGACACUUGGCGUGCUCUGGAAGCGUUGGUAGAUGCUGGGCUCUGCCGUUCGAUUGGUUUGUCCAAUUUCAAUGUUGAACAAAUAAAACGUGUAUUCGAGGUGGCACGUAUAAAGCCCGCCAAUUUACAAAUCGAAUGCCAUCCGUAUUUAAAUCAAAGUGAACUAAUCGAUUUCUGUCGCAAAUGCAAUAUUGUGGUUACAGCAUACAGCCCUUUGGGAUCGCCACAUUCGCCCUACAACAAACCGGGAACUUAUAAACUGCUGGAACAUCCUUUGAUUGUGGACUUGGCGCUGUCGUAUAAGCGAGCGCCGGCUCUCAUAUUGUUGCUUUAUCAAAUACAACGCGGCAAUGCUGUGAUAACAAUGUCUACGAAACGUGAGCACAUGGCUGAUAAUCUCAAUGCGUGUAGUUUCGAAUUGAAUGAAACGGAAAUGAAGAGAAUUGACGAGCUGAAUUUCAAUGGGCGUUAUAAUCUGAUGGAGAACGCCAAAGGACAUCCUCAUCAUCCAUUUGAAUAUUGAAGGCAUUGCUACAGAUAUAUUUAUAUUGAUAUAAUUAAAGC
Ceratitis capitata (Mediterranean fruit fly) is the source of this 1207-nucleotide messenger RNA. RefSeq names its product aldose reductase. The coding region runs from base 42 to 1166 and encodes 374 amino acids. The record is from RefSeq and is a predicted model, not a curated record. Gene Ontology annotation, cellular component: cytosol. The transcript has 4 exons. Gene Ontology annotation, molecular function: aldose reductase (NADPH) activity. Lineage: Eukaryota; Metazoa; Arthropoda; Insecta; Diptera; Tephritidae.